AUGAAAAGCAUGGCGGAAAUGAAAGUAAAACAUGUUGUUGCGGAUUCUGGGGCGUUUCUACGUAAUGCAGCCUUACACGAUAUUGGAGAAAAGGUCUAUUCAAUACCAGAAGUAGUACAAGAAAUACGUGACAAAGAGACGAAACAGCGACUCCAAGUCCUUCCUUAUGAGUUAGUGUUCAGGGAACCAUCCACACAGAGCAUUCACAUAGUGUCUGAGUUUGCUAAGAAGACCGGGGAUUACCGCAGCCUCUCUGCCGUUGAUAUCAAAGUUCUUGCACUUACUUAUCAGCUAGAGAAGGAACAAGUUGGGAUUGAUCACAUAAAGACACAACCAGAGAGAAAGGCAACUUGGACUUCAAGCAAGAGAACUCUUGAAAAACCAUCACAAAUAGCAGGUUUUUAUCUCAGGGGUGUACAGAAUAAAAUAGUUGAUGGUGACCAGGGGUCUGAGGAAUGUAAAGAUGAUGACAGUAAUGACUGCAAACAACCUGGUGAUAUCACUUCUAAACAGGAGCAAACUGAUCAUAGCACUAUAGAGGCCCAAACUGAGAAUCUUACACUAGAAAACAACCAAACACAACACCCAGAUAAAGACACUGUUACAGAGAAGGAUAAAACUAAUACAGAAAGUCAAACAGACAGAGACACUAUAAAACCUGAAGUAUCAGACUCUACAGUUUUAACACCAAAAACAUGUGAAAAUGAUAAUGAAAAUAAUGAAACACUUAAAUUAGAAAAUGAUGUUGAUGGAGCACUGAUUAAAGAAGGAGAUAUCAAAGAAGAAGAAGAAGAUGAUGAGAGUGACGAAGAAGCUGAAAGUGAUGACGAUGAUGAUGAUGCUGGCUGGAUUACACCUAGUAAUAUUAAGAGAGUCAGAGAGGCCAUGGGUGAUAAGAAUGUUGAGAAGGCUUCAGUAGAAGUAGGCUGUCUCACAACUGAUUUUGCAAUGCAGAAUGUGCUAAUCCAGAUGGGACUGAAUGUGAUAUCUGUAGAUGGCAUGUUGAUACGCAAGGCUAAGAGCUAUGUACUGCGAUGCUUUGCUUGCAUGAAGAUCACAACGUUAAUGAUGAAAGAGUUCUGUCCCCACUGUGGUAAUGCAACCCUCCAGAAGCUGGCUAUGUCUGUGGAUGAUGAGGGGGUCGUCCAUUAUCAUUUCUCAAAGCGCAGACAACAUAACAUAAGAGGAAUGAGGUAUUCCCUACCUAUGCCUAAAGGAGGUAAACACGUCACUAACCCAAUACUCUGUGAGGACCAACCCACAGGUCAACAUAGGACAAAUAAGCACUUCAAUAAAGGUAGCAUAAAUCCUAUGGAUGCAGACUUUGUCUCACAAUCUUCACCAUUUGCGCUAAAUGAUGUGUAUUCUAGGUCUGCCCAAAUAAGGGUGAAAGGUGGGCGUGGCAGAGGCCGUGGAAAUAAAAAGAAUCCUAAUGAGAAUAGAAAAGUGUAUGGACGUAGAAAAUGAACAAUUAUUAGUGAUAUGAUUUCUACAAUGACAGAAUGAUUAAUACAUGUAUAGAUUAGUACAUGGAAAUAUUUAAGAUUGAUUUGACUUAAUCAUUU
Owenia fusiformis is the source of this 1565-nucleotide messenger RNA. The record is from the annotation of a GenBank genome assembly. NCBI's taxonomy places the organism in Eukaryota, Metazoa, Annelida, Polychaeta, Sabellida, Oweniidae.